GAUAAUGAUAAAACCCUGUGUCGCUCUGCCAACAAACAUUUAGUAUCUGUACAUUCUCUGGAUUUUCUGCUGUACAUAUUAGCCCGUCCGAAAUUUUGGGAAGGUGAAAUACGGAGAAAUUCGGCUAGAAUGCGUUUGCCUUAGAAUCAUCGCUCAGGCGAAAAUCGCCAAAGAUCGUGAGCGUGUAAAAUAAAAGAAUUUCGGCCGUGCCGAAAUUUGCCGAAGUUUUGGUGUUUUCGGAUGUGCUUGAGGGCCAAUGGAUAGGCAAUGAGGCAAGCAAUCUUUUUGUGAAAGUUAAACAAGAGAAGAGUGUAGAGCAAGAGCAAAGCUCUUGUGAUGUUAUACCAGAAUCAGGUUUUGACCACCAAGGUGAAGAUGAAGGGGUAGUUCAGGCUGUGAAAGACCAAGAGCUUCUUGAUCUAAGCAAAGUUGCUGGGGAGGUUUCAAAUGGGAUGGGCAUAUUUAUAUGCGAAUUGUGUAAUAAGAGUUUUGGUUCUGCUAUUGGUCUGAAGCAACACAUGACAUUUCAUGUUGAAAAAAAGUCUCAUAAAUGCAAUCAAUGUGACAUGGAAUUCUACACAAGAGGAGACCUUACCAGGCACUUACGAAUCCAUAGUGGUGAAAAGCCAUUUAUUAAAUGUGAUAUGUGUGAAAGGUGGUUUACUCAAAGCACUUCAUUGAAGACACAUCUUUGUACCCAUGAUAAGAAACCAGAUAAUUUUAAAUGUGAAUUGUGUGAGAAGAGUUUUGGUUAUUCUGCUGGCCUGAGACAACACAUGAAAUAUCAUACAGAAAUAAAGCCACACAAAUGCAAUCAAUGUGACAUGGAAUUCUACAAAAAAGGAGACCUUACCAAGCACUUACGAACCCAUAGUGGUGAGAAGCUAUUUAAAUGUGAUAUCUGUGAAAAGAGAGUUACUCGAAUGACUACAUUGAAGGCACAUCUUUCAACUCAUUAUUUUAAGAAACCAGCUGAUUUUAAAUGUGAAUUGUGUAAGAGGAGUUUUGGUUCUGCUUCUGGCCUGCGGCAACACAUGAAAUAUCAUGCAGAAAAGAAGCCACAUAAAUGCAAACAAUGUUUCAAGGAAUUUUACACAAGAGGAGACCUUACCAAGCACUUACGAAUCCAUAGUGGUGAAAAGCCAUACAAUUGUGAUCGCUGUGGGAGAAGAUUUACUCAAAUUUCCUCACUUAAGGCGCAUCUUGCGACCCACAAGGAUCCAGAGGAUGGAACUCAAAGUAAAUGUGAUCAUUGCGGCAAGAGUUUUGCUGACCCUGCUUACCUCAGACAGCACUUAAAAUAUCAUUUUGGACAAAAAACACAUAGGUGCAGUAAAUGUGGCUUUUCUUUUUUUACCAAAGGUGACCUUAGGAAACACACAAGAAUUCACAAUGGUGAGAGACCCUACAAAUGUGAUUUUUGUGGGAAGCAGUUUACUCAGAAUAGUUCUAUGAAUGAGCACCUUUAUCUCCACUCUGCUCAGAAACUGUUUGAGUGCAGUCAAUGUGGAAAUUCAUUUUCCCAAAUUUCAAGUCUAUACACCCACCUUAAAUCUCACUCAGGAAAGAGACUGGCAAAAUGUAGCAAUUGUUCCAAGAUCUUCGUAAACCUAAAGGACUUGAAGCAGCAUGUUAAGGCAAUCAUUCAAAAAACACUACGUGAACACAGUAAAUGCAUUGCAGCAGGCAAUCUGAAAAUGGGGCCAGUAGGUAGAUGUGGUGAUCAGCUUGUUUAGCAAACCUGAUGUGGUCCACACUGUCUAGAUGUGUAGUAUCAAACUUAUUACUGAUACAAAUGGUCCCAUGUCUGCUUGAAGACUAUGAAUUCAACUUGCUGGAUAUAAUGCUUUGUCAUUUUAGAAAAUGUUGUAGAUGUAUAUUAUAAGCUCUAAAAAUUUUAUAAUUGUGCUUUCACAUGAAUUGUCAAGUAAAAUGUUAUCAAUCCUUUUUAACUUGUGAAUGCUUGCAAAGUAUUUGGUCAUCAGCUGAUCAGAUUGAUUCAUGUGUAAACUUUUUGUGGUCUUUCAGUGCUCUCACAACAAAUCAGUCCUUGGAUCAUCUAUUAAUUUUAGGUCAGAACAUUUAGGGUUAAAGUUAGGAGUAUAAUGCUGGAGCUGUUAUCAACAUUCGACUAAUAUGAUCAACUAGGUUUGCAAAUCACAUUUUUUACUGACAUCAACCUUCUACAGUUCAAUGCAAUUCAAGUUGUGAGUUAAGCAGCCACAGUAAAUGUAUGAGACAUCUAAAAUACACUCAAGUGUGUUAAGCCUUGGAACAUAAGCUAAAACAGUUGAAAUUUCGAAAGUCACCUUAAAGUGAGUUAACAUUGCCUUAAAUGCACCAUUUUGGUCAAAACAUCAAAACUCAGAAGAAAAUGCCUUGAAAGUCCCUUUUGGGCCCCCUUAAAAAUCCUGGCUACGCUGCUGGUUUGCAAACAAAAAAUUAAAAUGAUUGCAGAGGUAUUCUUACUCUUUUUUAGCACUUAAGUGUCAGUUUUGCAGUUUUUGUAUUAUUUGAAUUUUUGAAAAGGCAAGUAUGAGAAACGCAAGGGAAAAGGCUUGUGUUAGCAGGGUCUCAGGUUUGCAAGGUAAAGAAGAGCUACUGAACUUGGUGUGUCAUCACAUAGAAAAAAAAAAGAAAUGUUUAUGCACUCUCA
Messenger RNA from Nematostella vectensis (starlet sea anemone), 2656 nucleotides. Its product is annotated as gastrula zinc finger protein XlCGF57.1. The record is from RefSeq and is a predicted model, not a curated record. Gene Ontology annotation, biological process: regulation of transcription by RNA polymerase II. Gene Ontology annotation, cellular component: nucleus. The transcript has 2 exons. Gene Ontology annotation, molecular function: RNA polymerase II transcription regulatory region sequence-specific DNA binding; DNA-binding transcription factor activity, RNA polymerase II-specific. NCBI's taxonomy places the organism in Eukaryota, Metazoa, Cnidaria, Anthozoa, Actiniaria, Edwardsiidae. The coding region runs from base 453 to 1736 and encodes 427 amino acids.